GGCCGGUGAGAGAGCGGGGAGGGGUGGUGCUGAGGCACUGGGGGCUGCUCGCCAUGGCUGGCGUGGAUCUGUUCUCACAUCCCGCGCUGUACACGCGCUACCGGGCUGGGCUCUGCUCCGCCGCUGCACUGGCGCUGUUGCUUAUCACGGCGUUCACCUAUGUGACGCCGCUGCUGGUGGCCUACCGGAGCCACGGUUUCUGGCUGAAGCAGAGCGCGUACCUGGAGCAGCCCACUGUUCGUUUCCGGUACGAGGUUCUGUUCGUCGCCACCAUGGGGUCCGGCCCAGGCAGCUUCUUGGCGUGGAGCACAUUCCCAGCAUUCAACAGGCUCCAGGAGGACCGGCUUCGAGUCCCGCUCCUGUCGACUAGAGAAGAAGACAAAAACCAAGAUGGCAAAAUGGAUCAGUUGCAUUUUAAAUUGGAACUUCCACUACGACCAACAGAGCAUGUAGUUGGCAUUCAGCUGAUUCUACUCUUUUCCUACCAACUUUAUAGAGUGUCAACGUUUGUGAUGCAGAGCAUGGCUUUUCUUCAGUUUUUUUCUCCUGUGCCAGGGUCGCAACUCUAUGUGAAUGGAGACUUGAAAUUAAACCAGCGGCAAUUACUUAAUCAUUGUGGAUUGGAUACCAGAUACAAUGUGUCUGUGGUCAAUGGUACAAGUCCUUUUGCAAGUGACUAUGAUCUAGCAAACAUCAUGGCAGCAUAUUGGGAUAGAAAUGUGACAACAGUCUUUUCAGAUCCCAGCCCUGUUUGGAUGACUGGAAGAGCUACAGAUACACCAUUUAUCAUUAAUGCCACCAUUCAUUACCCAAUGGAAGUUAUCUUAUAUCAGCCAGGAUUUUGGGAAAUUAUUAAAUUUGCCUGGAUCCAGUAUGUCAGCAUCCUCCUUAUUUUUCUUUGGGUGUUCGGUAGGAUUAAGACAUUUUUGUUCCAGAAUCAGGUGUUGACUACAAUUCCAGUAUCACCAGUUCUGCCUGUAUCUCCAGUACUAUCCUACAAACAGCACCUCUCCUGAAGAGAUACCUGAGAACACUUUAUAGAAAUGCCAUUCAAAAAUAGUUACCUGAUUUUAUUCUCUAUACACGUCUUACUUGAGAAGAUCAGAAUUUUGUAAGUAUGUUCCAAGUAUGCUCUGUUUGUGCUUCCUUUUUAAAAUACAUGUUCAUUCAUCCUAUUUCUUUAGGAACACUGCUUUGGAGCCAGAAAAUUUUAUAUUUUUGACAGUUAAAGAAGAGCCUAGUUAUUUUUUUGCAACUGGAACAUGCCUCAAAAACCAUCUUGAAAACUGAAAAUAUGCUAAAGGAACAACAUUAACUGUUUUUACUUCCUGUAAAUCAAUUCACUUCAGUCUUAGAGUUGUCAAGAGUUAUUUGGACAUGCAUUUAUGUGCACUACGAAGUGAAAAAUCACAUGGAUGAGUUAAGGUCAGAGACAUGCUUCUGUAACUGUGGCAAUACAUACUCAGCAAUUUAAUUACUAAAUUGGAUGAUUAAUAAAUUCAAGGUUGAUGUGAGAAACCAA
This is a messenger RNA of Catharus ustulatus (Swainson's thrush), 1522 nucleotides long. RefSeq names its product transmembrane protein 231 (gene TMEM231). Gene Ontology annotation, cellular component: ciliary transition zone; ciliary membrane. Lineage: Eukaryota; Metazoa; Chordata; Aves; Passeriformes; Turdidae. Gene Ontology annotation, biological process: regulation of protein localization; cilium assembly. The record is from RefSeq and is a predicted model, not a curated record. The transcript is spliced from 7 exons. The coding region runs from base 54 to 1016 and encodes 320 amino acids.